CUCUGAGCUGCAUUGUGUCCCCAGGUGUAGAUGCGUUCACGCACAUUCUGAGCUCCCAGAUGUCCCCUCACUCAACAUUGUGUUGUGUCUCUCCCUCAGCUCCGGCCUCCCUGACUCUGGAUCCUGAAACAGCCUAUCCCAAACUUAUCCUCUCUGAGGACCUGACCAGCGUAAGACACGGAAGUACACGGCAGCAGCUCCAUGACUCCCCGAAGAGGUUUGAUCGCAGUGUCAGUGUCCUGGCGUCUGAGGGCUUCAAUUCAGGGAGACAUUACUGGGAGGUGCAGGUGGCCAACAAGACAGACUGGGAUGUGGGAAUCGCUCGAGAUUCUGUCAACAGGAAAGGAUUGAUCACACUGUCACCAGAGAAUGGAUUUUGGGCUGUGUGGCUGAGAAACGGGGAUGAAUAUAAAGCUUGUACCUCAUCUCCCACCCGCCUAUCCCUGAGAGAGAGACCGGGGAAGCUGGGAGUUUACCUGGACUAUGAGGGGGGACAGGUAACAUUUUACAACGCUGAUAACAUGUCUCAUCUCCACACUUUCACGCAGAUUUUCACUGAGAAACUUUAUCCUUUCUUCAGUCCCUGUUUGAACGACGGCGGCAAAAACUCUGAGCCUCUAAGGAUCUGCCGGAUGACAGGUAAAUGAGGAGGAAACCCUCAGCCAUGACUUGUGUUUGGCGGUGAUGGCCACGAGGCUGAACCUUUUAUAAUCUGUGUCCUUAUACAUUAUAGCUUGUGGUUUGUAUUGCACCUUUCACACUGGGCCCACGGCACAAUCCUUUCUCGGAAUCGACUGUGAAGCGCCUGUUGUGUUUGUGAACGAAUAAAGAGCUAAUUUGCACAGA
Callorhinchus milii (elephant shark) is the source of this 846-nucleotide messenger RNA. RefSeq names its product zinc-binding protein A33-like. The transcript has a single exon. NCBI's taxonomy places the organism in Eukaryota, Metazoa, Chordata, Chondrichthyes, Chimaeriformes, Callorhinchidae. The record is from RefSeq and is a predicted model, not a curated record. Bases 60 to 647 code for a protein of 195 amino acids. Gene Ontology annotation, molecular function: protein binding.